This is a messenger RNA of Centropristis striata (black sea bass), 4696 nucleotides long. It is a transcript of the gene mcm8, whose product is annotated as minichromosome maintenance 8 homologous recombination repair factor. Gene Ontology annotation, cellular component: MCM complex; nucleus. The record is from RefSeq and is a predicted model, not a curated record. Gene Ontology annotation, molecular function: single-stranded DNA helicase activity; single-stranded DNA binding; ATP hydrolysis activity. Gene Ontology annotation, biological process: double-strand break repair via homologous recombination. The transcript is spliced from 21 exons. Bases 435 to 3218 code for a protein of 927 amino acids. Lineage: Eukaryota; Metazoa; Chordata; Actinopteri; Perciformes; Serranidae.
AAGCCUAUGGAUGUGGCAAAUUGUCAAAAAGUGAUGAUCUUAAAGGGGUAAAAUCACAUGAUCCGAUCAACUGAGGAUGUAGGCAAUUUUACCAUAGGUGGCCGGCGUCAUGAGGAGAUGGUUUAGGCAAAAAAAAACAAAAAAAACAAAACAAUUUUGACAAAAAAUGACUUAGGCGAUUAUUUUAACAGUGUGAUGUUAUGGUACUCUUAAAUAUAGUACUGUUGGUGUCCUCUGGGGGGCAGUAAAUGGCCUAAGAAUCUGCAAUGCAGCAUAAAUAAAACGUAGAAGAAGACGCUUCGCUCAAUGGAGGGAACUUUGACGGCUCCUUUAUUGUAAACGCACGGUUUUCUUAAUGUUUUGAGUUAAAAUAGCAUAUUACCGUCGUUUUUCGAGCGUCAAACUAUUUCACAAGGCAUAACGAAAGGAAAGCCAUGAGUGGAGAGGAAUCCCAGAGAGGCUCAUGGAGGGUUGGAAGUGGAGGAUGGAGAGGAGGAGGAGGAGGUAGUAGUAGUGGAUGGAGAGGAGGAGGCAGCAGUGGCAGUAGUAGUGGAUGUAGAGGAAGAGGCAGCAGUAGUAGUGGAUGGAGAGGAGGAGGCGGCAGUAGUAGUGGAUGGAGAGGAGGAGGCAGCAGUAGUAGUGGAUGGAGAGGAGGAGGCAGCAGCAGCAGUAGUAGUGGAUGGAGAGGAGGAGGCGGCAGUAGUAGUGGAUGGAGAGGAGGCGGCAGCAGCAGUAGUAGUGGAUGGAGAGGAGGAGGCGGCAGUAGUAGUGGAUGGAGAGGAGGAGGCGGCAGUAGUAGUGGAUGGAGAGGAGGGGGUGGAUGGAGGAGUAGACCAUGGAGAGGAGGGAGAGGUUCAACAGGAGGAUCAGGAAACCAUACCUUCAGCAGUCAAAUAGUCCUUUGUCAGACUACUCUGGAUAUAUCGUGCCCGUACAGAGGAUGGACACACUACUUCACAGAAGGGUUCAUAGAGAGCUCACCCAGUGUGGAGAAGAUCAAAGUGUUUGAGAAGUAUUUCACUUCAAAGAUUCAACUGUAUGACAAGGAUGAGAUCGAACGUCAAGGCAGUGUUUUGGUGGAUUAUGCAGACUUGACUGGAAACAAAACCGUUCUUGAAGCGCUUCCCGAUCUGAUCACAGAGCUGAAGGAGCAGCCAGAGCUGAUGCUCAAGUGUUUGGGAGUGGCCAUUCACCAGGUGUUGACAAUAGAUUUGCAGAAACAAGCUGCCGAGCUGCAAGGGGAAGAGCUUCCUGUCGCUGCACCAAUCAUCAACAUCCCUCACAUCAGCGCAAGGCUGUAUAACUAUGAACCAUUGACUGCGUUGCGGACGUUGCGUGCCAGUGUGUUUGGACGACUGGUCUGUGUGAGGGGAACAGUGGUCAGAGUGAGCAGCAUCAGACCUCUGUGUACCAGGAUGGCCUUCAGGUGCCAGGGCUACUCACACACACAGUCUCUGCCACUGCAGCAUGGGAAAUACACUACACCCACCAAGUGUAUCCAGCCUGACUGCCGCAGUCGUUCCUUCACCCCUGUUCGGAGUUCGCCUCUUACUCACACUGUAGACUGGCAGAUCAUCAAGGUGCAGGAGUUGAUGAGUGGCGAGCAGAGGGAGACUGGGCGAAUCCCACGGACUGUGGAGUGUCACCUGACCUCCGACCUCUGUGACAGCUGCGUCCCUGGAGACACGGUCACUGUCACAGGGAUAGUUAGAGUCACCAACGAUGGUACUUCUCGGGGAAAUAAGGACCAAUGUAUGUUCCUCCUCUACCUUGAAGCCACUUCAGUCAGCAAUUCUAAAGGUCAGCAGUCCAAGUCUGGUCAGGGGUCGCUUGAAGAUCGUUCUGGAGGGGAGGAGUUCAGUCUGAAGGAAUUAUAUGCCAUCCAGGAGAUCCAGUCACAGCCUGACCUGCUGAGACUUAUAGUACAGUCUUUGUGUCCUGCCAUCUAUGGCCACUUACUGGUGAAAGCUGCUCUAGUGUUGGCGUUGUUUGGAGGCAGACAGAAACACACAGGCAAGAACAGCGUCCCUGUAAGAGGAGACCCACACAUAUUGAUGGUGGGAGACCCUGGGCUGGGAAAGAGUCAGAUGCUGCAGGCAGUGUGUAAUGUGGCUCCCAGAGGAAUCUAUGUAUGUGGCAACAGCACAAGCACCACAGGGCUAACAGUGAGCUUAUCCCGAGACUCAGGAACAGGGGAUUAUGCUCUAGAGGCAGGAGCCUUGGUGCUGGCUGACCAAGGCAUGUGCUGCAUUGAUGAGUUUGAUAAGUUGGGCAGCCAGCAGCAGGCUCUGCUCGAAGCCAUGGAGCAGCAGUCUGUGAGUCUGGCUAAAGCUGGAAUAGUUUCCUCUCUGCCUGCCAGAACGUCAGUCGUAGCUGCUGCGAACCCCAUUGGAGGGCAUUACAACAGAGGCAAGACUGUUUCUGAAAAUCUGAAAAUGGGCUCAGCGCUUCUCUCUCGAUUCGACGUUGUCUUCCUCCUUCUGGACAUCCCAGAUGAGUCACAUGACCGCCAUCUGUCAGAACACGUCAUGGCAAACAGGGCCGGGAGAGGCAAAACCAGCAGCGCCACUGUUACCAGGGCCAACUGUGGUUUAGAGACCUCCAUCCUGCUAGAACACUCAGACCUGCCGCUGUCUGAACGUUUGCAGAUCCCUGCAGGUGAAACUGUAGACCCCAUUCCAGUAUGUUUGCUAAGGAAGUAUAUCAGCUACGCCCGCCAGUACGUCCAUCCCUCGCUCUCUCCUGAAGCAGCAAAUACACUUCAGGACUUUUACCUGUCACUGCGAUCUCAGUCACACUCUGCUGAUUCUACACCCAUCACCACACGACAGCUCGAGUCUUUAAUCAGACUGACUGAGUCAAGAGCCAGGUUGGAUCUCAGGGAGACGGCUACCAAGAGUGAUGCUGAAGAUGUGGUGGAGAUCAUGAAACACAGUCUGGCUGACACAUAUUCAGAUGGUCUUGGCAAUCUGGAUUUUGAGCGCUCUCAGCUUGGAGCAGGCAUGAGUCAGCGCAGUGCUGCAAAACGACUGGUCAACGCACUCCACUUGCAUGCUCAGAGGACCAAUCAGAAGCAGUUCGACCUACAGACGCUUCGAUCUGUGGCUGAAAGAAUGAAAAUCAAGGUGAUGGAUUUUGAAGGUCUGGUGAGUUCCCUGAAUGAACAAGGUUUCCUGCUGAAGAAAGGACCCAAGCUGUACCAGCUGCAGACUGUCUGAUCACUAACAACUACACCAUAGUAUGUACCUGCUCCUUCCUGCAAAACACUAUAAGGUCAGUGUUUGGGAUAACUUAACAUCGUCUCUUUGUACAGAGAAUGAAAAACUUUUGGUGUGGAACCCAUUAUCCAGACCACUUUCACCAAACCAACACCUGACAGACUACUGAAUAACCUUUUGAAGAGACUGUAAUAACCACAACAACUGACAAAGACGGGACAGAUCAUCCAACUACUGAAAAAUCACACAGAGCAUCUCUCCACUGGACCUUAAAGCAACCACAGCUUCCCACAUGAGCACAAACUUCCUGCUAAAAAGAGGAAGUGACACCAUUACACAUCUCUGUUGAAAUAGUCACUUAUUUACACACAAAAAGCUUCAAACUAAACAUGGCAUAAUGUUAUAUGGCUGUGCCUGCAUUGCAUCACUUAAGUAGGAUUUAAACAUUACUCAGGCUUUAAGAAAUGUAAUUAAGUGCAUCACCUCUUCAGUGGUGUCACAGAUACUUUUAUGUUAAAGAUAUAAAACCUUUUGAAAACUUUAUAAACACUUAUAGUCAGGUACGCUUUCACUGUACAUGUAUUUUACAGUACAUGGUGAUUUGUCAAACAGCUUUCAUACCUGAAUUUGUUAAGCAAGGUCGGUCUGAUAAUGCACUGAUAAUAAAUAGUAAUGCAUAUAAAUUGGAUGAAUACUUUAUAGGGGAGUAUAUUUUUUCACUACUGAGAGUUGUUUUUUAUUUUACUUUGUUCAUAAAGACUUCUAUGAAUAUGGUGAAAAGGCCACUAUUACUUAUUUUAUACAUCAAAUGACAUUUGUAUAAAUUAAUUCAUGUUAUUUUAACAGUUGCUUCCAGUGAUGCAGCUUGUCCUCACUUUGCAGAGCAGUCUCUGCGGUUCCGCUGCACGUGGCACCAAGCUGCUAUAUAUAGGUCUACACAGUGAACUUUCAUCCACUGAGGUUAACUGUCACCAACAACACCAAAAUAUUACAGAACAAACUUCACAAUAUAAGUAUCGAAACAUUUAAAAUCAGCAAAAGCUGAAACAGGAAGCUUGAUAUUACCUUCCCUACCCAAAAUGCAGACCUGUUUUGAUGUGGUAUUUAGCUGGAAGUAUAUUCUUCUCAGAUUGACUUCAUCAUCAUCCUCAAGUAUCCAGUAUUGGUCGGGCUAUAAUCUAAAAAGCUGCAUCAUGUACUUCUUUUUCUGUCCUUAUGCUUUCUCAAAUGUUCUGUAUCGUCUACUAUUUCUGUUUUCAUUUUGUUCCAUAUGCACUUUAUACGUUUUUUUUUUUUUUUUAAAUUGUGAAUAAAUAAUUUUAUUUUCUUAUAAAUCUUUUUCUUAAAGAUUUCCUAAUGUAUUGUCAUAUCAAAGCUAUUUGAUAUAGUGCCUUUAUUUCUUUUGCUGAUAUUUAGAAAUCUGAGUUGUCAAAAUCACAAAAUAUUUGAUUUUCAAAAUAAAAGCUUUGUUAACGACA